Poecilia latipinna (sailfin molly) is the source of this 1673-nucleotide messenger RNA. It is a transcript of the gene eif5, whose product is annotated as eukaryotic translation initiation factor 5. Gene Ontology annotation, cellular component: cytosol. Gene Ontology annotation, molecular function: GDP-dissociation inhibitor activity; translation initiation factor activity; eukaryotic initiation factor eIF2 binding. The transcript has 10 exons. The coding region runs from base 23 to 1324 and encodes 433 amino acids. The record is from RefSeq and is a predicted model, not a curated record. Gene Ontology annotation, biological process: formation of cytoplasmic translation initiation complex; translational initiation. NCBI's taxonomy places the organism in Eukaryota, Metazoa, Chordata, Actinopteri, Cyprinodontiformes, Poeciliidae.
AUAGUGCUAACAUCCAGCCAAAAUGUCUGUCAACGUUAACCGCAGCGUGUCAGACCAGUUCUAUCGCUACAAAAUGCCCCGUCUGAUUGCCAAGGUUGAAGGCAAAGGGAAUGGAAUCAAGACGGUUAUUGUCAACAUGGUUGAUGUUGCAAAGGCUUUGAACAGGCCUCCAACAUACCCAACCAAGUUUUUUGGUUGUGAACUCGGUGCUCAGACCCAGUUUGAUACCAAAAACGAUCGUUACAUCGUCAACGGAUCCCACGAGGCGAACAAGUUGCAGGAUAUGCUUGAUGGGUUCAUCAGAAAAUUUGUGCUGUGUCCUGAGUGCGACAACCCUGAAACUGACCUGCAUGUCAAUCCUAAGAAACAAACAAUCGGCAAUUCCUGUAAGGCCUGUGGAUACCGUGGCAUGCUAGACACCAGACACAAACUCUGCACGUUCAUUCUCAAAAACCCACCUGAGAGCAAUGAUAGCAGUUCUGCAUCUGUCAAGAAAGAGAAAGAAAAGAAGAACCGCAAGAAGGACAAGGAAAACGGCUCUGGCAGCGGCGAGACUGGAAACCAGGACAACAUUGAUGCCCCUGAGGCUGUGGAUAGAGACGAUGACGACGAGGACUGGGCGGAGGAGACGACGGAGGAGGCACAGCGGCGCCGGAUGGAAGAGAUCAGCGACCACGCCAAGAAUCUGACCCUGAGCGAGGACCUGGAGAAACCUCUGGAGGAGAGGGUCAACCUCUUUUACAGCUUUGUGAAACAAAAGAAGGAAAGCGGAACCAUUGAUGGCGCUGACAAAGAGAUCCUGGCAGAGGCGGAGCGUCUGGACGUGAAGGCCAUGGGUCCGCUCAUCCUCAGCGAGCUCCUCUUCAACGAGAACAUCCGGGACCAGAUCAAGAAGUACAAACGCCACUUCCUGAGAUUCUGUCACAACAACAAGAAAGCCCAGAAGUAUCUGCUGGGAGGCUUCGAGUGCGUGGUGAAGCUCCACCAGGUGCAGCUGCUGCCACGCGUCGCCAUCAUCCUCAAAGACCUGUACGACGCCGACCUGCUGGAGGAGGACGUCAUCUUCGCCUGGGCUGAGAGGGUUUCUAAGAAGUAUGUCUCCAAGGAACUUGCCAAAGAGAUCCAUGCCAAGGCCGCUCCUUUUGUCAAAUGGCUGAAGGAGGCGGAGGAAGAGAGUGAGGGCAGCGAGGAGGAGGAGGAGGAAGAAGACGACGAAAACGUCGAGGUGGUGUACUCGUCCUCCGCCCGCGAGCUCAAAGUGGAGACCGUGAAACCAGACACACCAGAAAAAGAAGAAGACGAUAUUGACAUUGAUGCAAUCUGAGAGAUUCUGGAUGCUGCUGCUGCUUUUCUCUUGUGUUGUGGCUUCGACUUAGCCGGCCCUGUAUGACCGAUACGGCUCAGCUUUUCCCUUCUUGAUUCCCCCCUGACCCCUCCUCCUACUGCCCUCUAUACACCCCUCCGGCUUUACAGCAUGAUAUAGUAUUAUAGCGCUUCACCUGCUACAAAGUAUCUGUAUAAUUCUGCUAUGAGUUUAUUAAAUGAAGUUGAUUUGUGGGAUUUUAAUCAAGGGUGUUAUGGGAUCUUUUUCACUGCACUUUUUCUUUCUUUCCUCUUUUGUUUUGAGGUCCCUGUAUUUUUCCAGUCAAUAAAGAAUGUUUUGCUAUCCAUCA